UUUAGUAUCACGGAGUGUCCCGACCUUUGAGCUCAGCGGGGCGGGAGCGACGCCCGGGCCAGAGACGGGGGCGACAGCAGCGGCAUGGCGACAGUUCUGACCCAGGACGCGGUGCUCCACUUCCUGCAGAGCAGCGGCGGCUCGGUGAAGAACUCCGACCUGCUGCUGCACUUCCGGGCCUUCAUCCGGGACCACGCGGACCGGGACCGGAACCGGGACCUCUUCAAGAAGUUCGUCAACUCCGUGGCGACCGUCAAGCAGACCGACGGCGUAUCCUACGUGAUCCUGCGGAAGAAGUUCAGAGGACACGUCCCCGGAGGGGGUACCGGAGGGGACACCGGAGGGGGCAGGAGCAGCGAGCCGGCCGCGGAGAGGCGCUGGGCGGGGAGGGAAGAGGCGGGACCCGCCCCGCCGGGAGAAGCUGCGAAAAAAACAAUCCUACCUGCCGCGGGGAUCGUGCUGAACAACAACAAGGUGAAAGAAAGUGAGCAGCGAGUGAGCAGCACGCCCGGACCUGCAGGGAGACCUGGACCUGAUCCAAGACCUGGACCUGGGCCUGCUGAGAGACCUGAAUCGAGAGCUGCAGGGAGACCUGGACCUGGGCCUGGACCUGGACCUGAAGACAGACCUGGACCUGGGCCUGCAGGGAGACCUGGACCUGCAGAGAGACCUGAACCAGCAAGGGGACGUGAACCUGGACCUGCAGAGAGACCUGAAUCUAGAGCUGCAGGGAGACCUGGACCUGGACCAGCAGGGAGACCAGCUGCAGGUCCGGUUCCGGAGCAGAAGACCUCUGGUCAGGAUGAACCUGCUCCCCCAUAUCAGGACUUUCAGGGUCGGCAGCAGAGGACCGAUCCAGUCCCGCUCCAUGGCAGCACAGCUGGACCCCCUGCUGUCCAUCAACCCAGAGAACUGGACCAGCGUGUCCCAGAGUCCCUCAGGGGGAAACCUCCGGGUACUGCUCCUCAGAACUUUCAGGACCCAUCCCACCAGAACCUACACUAUCCCCCCCACCAGAACAUCCGGGACCGCUCUCCACGGAACUAUAGAGACCCGCCCCUCCAGAACUUUCCAGACUUCUCUCCCCAGAAUUUUCAGGACUCCGUUCAGAACCUUCAUUACCCGUCACACCAGAACCUUCGGGACCCUUCUCCCCAGAACUUCCGGGACCCUUCUCCUUCUCCCCAGAACUUCCGGGAUUUUUCUCCUUCUCCCCAGAACUUCCAGAACCCUUCUCUCCAGAACUUCCGGGACCCUUCUCCUUCUCCCCAGAACUUCCGGGAUCUUUCUCCUUCUCCCCAGAACUUCCAGAACCCUUCUCUCCAGAACUUCCGGGACCCUUCUCCCCAGAACCCCUCUCUCCAGAACUUCCAGAACCCUUCCCUCCAGAAGCUUGAGAACCCGUCUCAUCGGACCCUUCCUGAACCCUCCCAGCAGGCUCAGAUUGCCCAGCGCCGGGUCCGACACCGGCAGAGCUACAAGACCGCCGUGUCUUAUGACGAGGAUGAGGAGGAGGAAGAGGUUUCCAGGCGCCAGCAGGUCCCCUCUGGACCGGUGCCGCCCGGCAGCGCUCCCCUCCAUGACCCGAGGAGAACCACCUCCGCCUCCUCUCCUGCUCGCCACUCCGUCGUCUCCUCCUCUUCCUCCUCUUCAUCAGAAAGGACUCUCCCCAUGAUCUACAUCCAGGACGUGGAGGACCAGACGCUGACCCCCGAGGAUCCGGACCGUGGCUCAGAGCCGGGGGCGGCGCCGAGGGGACAGUGGGCCAGGCCAGCGUGGGAACCCGGGGCCGUCCCGGGGGGGUUUACGUCCAGACGCAGUCUGCCUUUGGAGGCGGAGUGCUACCACGGGGCCGAGGCAGCAGUGCAUCAUGGGUACCAGCGGGCCUCGGGGUGGAGCGGCAGUGCGGAGGAUCUACAGGCCAGAGCAGCAGGAGACCGUGCGGUUUGGGCUGGAAACCAGGCGGCUCGCCAUGAGACCGCGAUGCAGCACGCCGGCAGCGAAACCGCCGUACCGUGGCGUCAGUCGACGGGCGACCUGUACGACGAGCCUCCGACGCGCCGCUCCACGGACCGCCUCCACAUGGAUCAGGGCUUCAGAGCUCGAAUCAUGCCGUGGCACCUCUCCACAGGCGACCUGUACGACGACCACGGCGAGGCGGAAUCCAGCGAGGGCUCCGUCUCGUCUCCUCAGCUGCGUCUGAGCGGCAGGCUGAGGAACCGCAUGUGCCGCAGCCUGGGAGCAGAUCUGGACCAGCUGAUCCACGACGAGGCCUCGGGAGGACUGGGGGACGGCGGCGGCGGCGGAGGGAGAGGAGCGGCUGAAUCCCGAGGAGGGGGAGGGGGCAGCGAAGCCGCCCGGCUGGUCCGCCUCCACCGGAUCUCCUCGUCCCUCAGCCUGAGGUACCUGUCGUCGUCCUCGCUGUCGUCCUGCUCCACGCCGCCGCGCUGCCACAGCCUGGCCGACCUGACGGAGGCAGAGGACAGGAAGGGAAGGAGGCGGAGCCUCCCCGCCACCAGCCCCGCCCACAGCUCCGCCCACAACAUGGACCAGGAGAGCCGUGGGAGACAGUCCCUGGUUCCUCUGGAGCCUCGGGAGCACGCCUGGCUGGUGAAGGCGGCGGCGGGCGCCUGGCCGGACAUCUACUCCCUGUUCAGAGAGGACCCGUCUCUCCUCAACAGGCAGGACUUCAUCUCCGGCUUCACCGUGCUGCACUGGAUCGCCAAACACGGAGACCACCGAGUGCUCAACACGCUGUGGUACGGCGUCGACAAGGCCGGGAUGACCUUCGACGUGGACGCCAAGUCGACGAGCGGCCAGACGGCGCUCCACCUCGCCGCCAUCCACGGCAACAAGAACAUCCUGCGGCUGCUGGUCACCAAGUUCAAGGCCAGCGUGAGGCUGCGGGACACGGCGGGGAAGAAGGCGUGGCAGUACCUGAGCCGCAGCGCUCCGCUCGAGAUGUUCCAGCUGCUGGGGGCGCCGGCGAGGGCCGCCGUGACCGGCGCCGGCGUGGCCAAGGCCGACUCCACCUGGGACCAGCAGCAGCAGCAGCGCCGCCGCCGCCACCACCUCUCCAUGGCCUCCUCGGCGCAGAGGCCGCUCAAACUGGCCGGGGGGACGAAGGUGAAGAGGUCCUCGUCCAUCGCAGCGUUCCUCAAGCACAAAUCUCUGCUGCGCAUUUAUGGACAUCACGCAGACUCCCCUCUUUAGGAACACCUGGUGGGACCAGGUCCCAGGUCCCAGAGCCCGGGACUCUCCAGGUCCCAGAGCCCGGGACUCUCCAGGUCCCAGAGCCCGGGACUCUCCAGGUCCUUGUCUCGCUGUCUUCUCUCACCCCAUCACCUUUACAGGAGGAUUUACAUGAAUUCGUCGACGUGACUUCAGGUCUGCCCGCCGGGUCUGGAACUGGUCUAGAACACUAAUGGGGACCCUCUUUGAAGGGCCCAACGAGUCCCAGAGGUCCUCGAGGCUUCGUCUGCUCUCAAGACUCAUCGAAAAAAAAAAACUAAAUGACUUUUUGCAGCGUUUGGAUCAAACUGGUUUCUGCUCUUCAGUGGGUGACGGUCCGCCAGCGUUGGCCUUCAGAUCAGAACCGGGACCGAAGCGGCGGGCCGUAACCAUUCCUGCUCAUCUCUCAUGUCUGGAUUCGCUCCACAUCGUCGAGCUUCCAACACAUUCCUGCACGCCUAGCAUUUAGCUAAUUAGCCUGCUUCUCUAAGUACACACAGCCCUAGACUUUGACUUUUAUUAUUCCAGGUUCUCUUUGGACUCUGGUUUCACACGCUGCUCGCUGCUUUAGCUGGAUUUAUUAGAAACCGUUGCCUGAAUGUGUUGCAGCUCUGAUCUGUUUGGGGGUUGAAUCUCAGUCCCAGUGGUUUUCUGCUCUGCUGGCUCAGCUUAAGUUUAGUUUUCCACAAAUGAAUCGGGUUCAUCGGGACACUAAGGGUUUUUAACCAUUUCUAUUUCUCAUGAAGUAGUUUUUCACCUGACGACGGCGGUUUGUUCUGGACUUUUGUUCACGUUUGGGAGGCGAUGCUAGCUCCCAGGCUAGCGGCUUUAGCUCAGCCCGUCCAGCUGCAGCAUGGAGGAGGGGCCUGCAGAGCAGAACCAGGAAGUGGAUCCAAACUGUCACGUUUUCACCACGAAUCUCCACCGAAACAAUGAGCAUGUUUUAGUUUCAUGUAUGGUGUGGUGUCUUAUCACACUCUUGUUUUUUUUACCAAUAGAAUUGGAAUAAAUUAACCAGGAUCGCACUGUUUUGGGUCUGAUGUCAAAGAAAAAUCUGAAAAAUGUCAGUAUUGGGAGAAACUCUCCUUUGCUUUUGUGUGUGUGUGUGUGUGUGUGUGUGUGUGUGUGUGUGUGUGUGUGUGUGUGUGUGUGUGUGUGUGUGUGUGUGUGUGUGUGUGUGUGUGUGUGUGUGUGUGUGUGUGUGUGUGUGUGUGUGUGUGUGUGUGUGUGUGUGUGUGUGAUGAGGUGGGAUACACUAACAUGAAUAUAUAUGCAGCGUUAUUCUGUUAAAGGUAUGUGCCAACUACAUUUUUUUCCUUCAGAAUAAGUGGAUUUAUUUCCUGCUCCGUCACUGCAGAGUUACAGUUACCUUCACUUAUUAAAUGAUAAAAAUGCACAGAUCAGUGGCAGUAAUCUGAAUCCUGCUCGGUCCUUCACUGAGCUGACGGUUCAAUUUAACGUGCCAAGAUUUUAGAGCGUUUGUGAAUAUUUGUUACCAAUUCUGAGUCCAAAAUGAAAUGAGAAAUUACAAAAGGAAGAUUGAAAUUUAGGGAGUGAGCGUUUCUCCGCUGAUGUUGGGCUUCAGUGUGCAGGAAUGAGAAGAGGCUGAAUCUGGCUAAUUAUUAGUCAUCCAUAAAUCUGACUUUUAAAGCUUUUCCACAGACAUGAAAUAAAGAGGACAAAAUAUCCCAAAACAUGUCAUAAGCUCAAACGAUUCUUGGAGCUGGAAGACAUGGAGCAGCUUCCUGCUUGCUUUGUUUGCCGAGCGAAGCGACUUCCUCAAACCGUCCUGUUUCCUGCAGGCCGGAAUCUUCCAAGUGCAAACAUGAUCAGUGAGCUUUAAAAUGGAGAGUUACUCUGAAAUCAAUCCGUUUGGGUGGUGUUCCUCUUGGACUGCGGGUCUUCAGGGUUCAAACGAGGGAGAGUCUGGGAUGAAUCCAUGGAAAGUUUCACAGAUGAAUGAAAACGGUAAAUAAUGGGUUUUAUCGCUUCACUUUAUUGUUUUGCACAGAUGGAAACGUUUCUGCCGGUGGGAGUGUGUCUGCAGCAGUAUUACUUCUGUCUUCAUGCCAGAACACAGUUUCUCUUCUCUUUUUGUGUUUUAUGUCUUCCUAUAAAAAUAAAGAGAUUUUAGAGAAAUGGUGUCGAUGCUAAAGGAGUGAGUCUCUUCGGCUU
This is a messenger RNA of Salarias fasciatus (jewelled blenny), 5406 nucleotides long. It is a transcript of the gene sowahb, whose product is annotated as sosondowah ankyrin repeat domain family member B. The record is from RefSeq and is a predicted model, not a curated record. Gene Ontology annotation, molecular function: protein binding. Lineage: Eukaryota; Metazoa; Chordata; Actinopteri; Blenniiformes; Blenniidae. The transcript has 5 exons. The coding region runs from base 85 to 3213 and encodes 1042 amino acids.